Molecule: messenger RNA, 2206 nt
Organism: Macrobrachium nipponense
Lineage: Eukaryota; Metazoa; Arthropoda; Malacostraca; Decapoda; Palaemonidae
Product: UDP-glycosyltransferase UGT5-like
Exons: 10
Coding region: 288-2021 (577 amino acids)
Molecular function (GO): UDP-glycosyltransferase activity
Source: RefSeq, a predicted model, not a curated record
CAUUGUCAGUGUGACAUUCGACAAAAACGAUAAAAACGUUGAAUAAGAAUGCAUUUUUAAUUCCGAUGCACAUUUCUGACUUGGCUCUCAGUUGAUUGCUGCCAGUAAACCAGACAACCACUUACUAACGAAGCUAGUCAAGGUUAUGGAGUCAGAGGGAGGAAGGCGAGGGCUCUGAAUGCGUUACUUUUCCACUAGGAUAAAUUACUUUUGGGAUGAAGUUUCUAACACCAAUCCCAUGGCUCCACACAACAAAGGACUAUGCACCAAAAGGCGUCUGAAAUUCAAUGAGGGUCAACCAUCAAAGUUCUCACCUGGCCCAGUGUUGCUCAGCUACAGCAACUGAGAGACGAGAAGUGCAACAAAAGAACGAGACUUCAAACAAAAGAACGACAGACUUCAUUGAAGAUGAACUUGAAGAAAUAAAAGCAAACACAGUACGGAUAAGCAUGGUAACAUUGGUGUGCGCCUCGACGUUGGUGGAAUCCAAACAGCUUUUCAGAUACUAUGAUAAGAUGAUAUGGCUUAGUGUCCUACACUUGCUGAUGUUGCCCUGCACUGGCUGGGCAGAUCUCCUUCCCCCUCAAAGAUCCUACAAGGUCCUCAUGCUCCUUCCUAUAUCUAGUAAGAGCCAUAGAAAUGUCAUCAUGCCCCUGGCAGAGGCCCUAGCAGAUCGAGGCCAUAAAGUAGAUAUGCUGUCCAGCUACAACAUCCAGCACCAAAACACCAACAUCCGAGAAAUCCCCCAUGGACUUCCCCAUUUUCCAGAUACUAAACUGAACUUGUUCAAUGAAGUAAAAAAGGCAACGGGAGUUAUCAGUCUCUUCAAGGACAGAAUGUGUAAGAUGGCAAGGGAUAUUUAUCGUGUGCCUCAGGUGAAGGAACUCUACAUGAAGAGGAAGGAGUAUGACCUCAUUGUCCUUGAUCAUCUGUUUAAUGAGUUCUCUUAUCCGUUUGUGCACGAGAUGCCAUUCAUCACCAUUGCUACCAACGGCAUGGAUCCAAGACAGAGUGCUGUCCUGGGAAACCUACAGAGCCCAGCCUACAUGCCCAGUUUCCUUUAUGAUCCUAACUUAGAACAUGUUUUUGGACGCCUUGCCAAUGCAGUGGCGAGUAUAGUAGUUCCCUUUUAUUGGAGAUACUGGGAUGCUAUACCUGCAAUACAAAAAGAGGUCAAUGAGCACUUCCCAGACCUUCCUCCUCUUCUGGAAAUAGAGAGAAAUCAGAGUCUCGUCUUGCUGAACUCCCAUUUUUCUAUUGGCUUGACUGUCCCAGUUUUACCUUCCCAAGUGGAAGUAGGAGGCAUGCACUGUCGACCUCCUAAACCUUUACCAGAGGACCUAGAUUCUUGGAUUGAAGGUGCAGGAUCAGCAGGUGUAAUAUACUUCAGCCUUGGUUCAGUUACAAAAGGGAAUACAUUGCCAGUCAAGUACAGAAAUAUGUUCAUUGAAGCUUUUUCGAAAUUAAACCAAAGGAUUCUUUGGAAAUUCGAAACAGGUAUAGAAGGAAUUCCAGAAAAUGUCAUGAUUAACCAUUGGUUCCCACAACAAGAUAUUUUGGCCCACCCUAAUGUGAAAGGAUUCAUAAGCCAUGGAGGGCUUCUCAGUUUGCAAGAGGCAUUAUUCCAUGGGACUCCUAUGGUUGUACUGCCCCUGUUUGGAGAUCAGCCUACAAAUGCAGCUAGAGUAGUUGCUAACGGAUGGGGUCGGUCUCUUGAUUACAAAGAUCUAUCUGUAGAUCUCAUCAUCAGUUCAAUUCUAGAAGUUAUGAACAACACAAAUAUCUAUGCUGCUGUUUCUUUCACCCAGAUUAUACCAUGUGGUUUACUGCUCCUACACAACAGCUUCCAAAAUCUUGUUUGUGUCCUCCUUCUGAUUGUGGGAACAGUUAGUCACACUUGCCCAUUACACAAUCGGCCUCGCCACCAAGCUUUGUUUCUACUUCAAAUCUAUCAUAAAUUCCAAGCUCCAGUUGAUAUAACAACCUGGAGUCUUCCUUCCUCCACCUGGCACUCCCCAUAAAAGUCGGUUGUAUCGAUGAUUUUUUUUAUCCUUUUUUACCUUGACAAAUUUCAGCUUGUAUUCAUGACUUUUUGGCUCGCAGUUCAUCAGGGUGAUGUUGCAGCCUUCCUCACAAGAAAUGUAAGGUAUGCCAGUGUUGAAAACGGUCUGAGGUCAAUUUACUUUUCGUUAAAGGGAAAAGAACU